UACUACUGCGUAUAAUUUCAUCCACCCGCCGAGAUUCGACCCAGGAUGUUCGGAAUCCUGUAAAAUUGAAGAAGAAGAUGCAUGGAAGAUGAUGAUGACGAUGGAAGAUGUAGGAGAAGAUGAAAUUGAAGAAACAGCCUUUUACGAACAUAGCAUUCCACAGUGGAGACACCCUUUCACAUGCUGAUAGCGUCAACAACAAAACAAGUUCAUCAGUGCGUCGAACAAAAUACUAUUGAUUGCUCUAUGCGGCAUGGCAUUUGACAGCAUGCUGCAGCUAUGUCGUCAGCCGAGAAGAUUCCAUACCCAUUCAAAAUCAUUCCGCUGGAAGACGAACUGCAAAAGAGGAUUGCUAAGGACUUUGAGGGAUAUCCCAAUGGACUGGUGUCAACCAACGACUGGGGCUUCAAGCUGUCUGGUACAAUCAACGAAGCCCUGCUGGAGGACCUGUACAACUACCCGCUGGACCCGCGGGACGUCUGGGUGGUGACGCCACCCAAGUGUGGCACUACCUGGACCCAGGAGAUGGUGUGGCUCAUCGCCAACGAUCUGGACUACGAGGGGGCCAAGACGCCCCUUAUGCCCAACAGAUGGAGCUUCAUUGACUUCCCUGCAAUAGCGGACACAGAGUACAUGACAAAGUUUGCGUCGACGCUGAACGCCCCUCCAUUAUCGGCCAUGGCAGGAGACCCCAACCGCCCGUCCCCACGCUUCAUCAAGUCGCAUCUGCCCAUGUGCAUGAACAACCCGCGCCUUCUCGACGUCUGCAAGGUCGUCUACGUGGCCAGAAACCCAAAGGACGCCUGCGUCUCCUACUACAACCACAACAGACUAAUCCGCUGUCAUGAAUACAUGGGUGACCUGGAGCUCUUCAUGGAAUACUUCAUGAAAAGCAAUAUCGUGGAAACUCCAUUCCUUGAACACAUGAUCGAAGCAUGGAACUUGCGUCAUCACCCCAACAUGUGCUUUAUCUUCUUCGAAGACAUGAAGCGCGACCUGAAGUCAGAGAUCCGCAAGGUGGCCAAAUUCCUCGGCAAAUCGUUCUCGGAUGAGGAGAUUGCGAAGCUGGCGAGCCAUCUGCACAUCGACAACUUCAAGAAGAACCCGUUCGUUAACUCCGAGUUCGGCAAGCAGAUCGGCUUCAUGCAUCAGGACCGCGGGAACUUCAUCCGGAAGGGCAAGACCGGCGACUGGAAGAACCACUUCACCCCGGAGAUGAACGCCAAAUUCGACCGCUGGAUGGCCGACAAGAUGAGGGGAACUGAUCUGCGGUUCGUGCAGGAGCUGGACCGGCAGGACUGAUGUCGGACGGCACCAGGUGCCGGCGAUGGCUCGGGCGGAACCGCAGGCCCGGCCCGGUCAGGCGCCGUCCGUCAGCGCUGCAGAGGAGGCGCAGGUUAGACAACCAUAGCAGCGUGUGACGCCAGCCGCAGUAGCGUGCGACGCCAGCCACGGCAGCGUGCGACGCCCGCCACGUUAGCGUGUGACGCAAGCCACGGUAACGUGUGACGCCAGCCACGGUAGCGUGCGACGCCAGCCACGGUAGCGUGACACCAGCCACAGUAGGUGACGCAAGCUACGAUAGCGUGUCAUGUGACCGAAUGGUAACGUGCGCUUUUCCGCUGCUGGUACCAGUUUCGCAAUAUGAGUGGCUGCCCCGGGACAGCAAUGUAGAGAACUCGCAGGCCCGUCCGAGCUGGAACGACGGCGAAUCGCGAGACCAAAUGAGAAAAACUGCGAACCAACAAUACUGACGUGAUUGGUCACUAACCAGGCGGAGUUCUGUCAUCUCAAUCCUCCUGUCGUAGUAGCACAUAGGAAAUAAAUACGUAGUCAGGUA
This is a messenger RNA of Pollicipes pollicipes, 1840 nucleotides long. RefSeq names its product sulfotransferase family cytosolic 1B member 1. The transcript is spliced from 4 exons. Bases 280 to 1302 code for a protein of 340 amino acids. Gene Ontology annotation, molecular function: sulfotransferase activity. The record is from RefSeq and is a predicted model, not a curated record. NCBI's taxonomy places the organism in Eukaryota, Metazoa, Arthropoda, Thecostraca, Pollicipedomorpha, Pollicipedidae.